Frankliniella occidentalis (western flower thrips) is the source of this 1355-nucleotide messenger RNA. Its product is annotated as protein takeout-like. The record is from RefSeq and is a predicted model, not a curated record. NCBI's taxonomy places the organism in Eukaryota, Metazoa, Arthropoda, Insecta, Thysanoptera, Thripidae. The coding region runs from base 115 to 879 and encodes 254 amino acids. The transcript is spliced from 6 exons.
ACCGUGAAGUUGCAGACAGUCGCCAACCGUUGGCUGUGUACCUGCGUCCCGCGAGUGUGUGUGUGCGUACGACCGAGGGUCCCGUCGGAUACAGUGUCCAGCAGCUCGGCGAUCAUGGCGUCCACUGGAACCUCUUUGAGGAUGCUCCUCAUACUCGCUGCCGCCCUCCAGAGCGUGCUCGCGGCUAAGGAGCUCCCUUCAUUCGUACCGAUAUGCAGCCGAAGCGAUCCCCAGUUGGCGGAGUGUAUCCGAAAAGCCACCGUGACGCUGCAGCCAUACAUCGCCAGGGGCAUUCCUGAACUGAACAUCCCUUCUGUUUCCCCGCUCAACAUUCCCAUGGUGAAACUAGAACAGGGCACUGGCGCUGUCAACUACAAACUCAAGCUCACCAACCUGAAGAUCUAUGGACUCGGCGAAUACAAGUUCCAGCAAGUCAGGUUUAUCGAGAAGGAUCUUAAAAUUGAUGGAAAUGUGGACAUCCCUGACCUGUACCUCGAGUCGGACUACGUGAUCGACGGCAGAGCCCUGGUCGUGCCCAUCAGGGGCGAGGGCAUCUUCACCGCUAACUUGACAAACACCAAGGCCUCCGUGGAUAUCCAGCUCAACUUAGUCAAGCGCAAGAACGGCGAGUAUAUCCGGCCGACCGAGACCCGAGUGUCGCUGACUAUCGGCGGCGCCAAGGCACACUUUGGCAACCUCUUUAACGGCGACCCCAUCCUGAGUCGGACGACCAACACCUUCCUCAACGAGAACACCAAGGACAUCCUCGAGGAGGUGAAGCCGGCCGUAGAAGCGGUCGCAGCGAUGAUCGUGGAGGAUGUGGCCAGCAACGUGGUGCGAGUAGUACCGUACAACAGGCUGCUACCCACCAAGCUAUAGCCGCGUCCUAUGGGACGGCUCAUCUCGGCUGUGAUCUCUUGGAGUACUGUUCUCCAAAAAAUUAUUUAAUCGAUCUUCCACUAUGACUUUCGAGUGGGAUGUUACGACUACUCCUUUUCCGGGAGAGAUAUGGAAGAGGGGCACUGCUCACAAUGGUUGGCAUACACAUUUAAUUUGGCGGGCCUUCUUCGGAGAAUCUGAUAGCAGUGAGUUUGCACUUCUUCCUCUUCCGAAAAUGCACCACCGAAGUAGACCAAUCUUAACCUACCGAUGUCGGACGUACACGUUGACCUAAACAUACCGACGUACAAGUUUUGUAGCAUUAUUUUACCCUGUGUACAUGCGUCUGUCUAUUUAUUUAUAGUCUUUAUUUAUGUUUUCUAUUUAUGUGUGAAGGGUAAGGCUCGUAUCUGUCUUGGAUACGUGCCGGAGAAUAUUUGGUGAAGUUAAUUUUAAAUAAAUGAUACCUCUAGUUA